AUGGCUUCCACGGAGGCAAUCUACGUCAUCACGUCACAACUACAGGAUGCAAUGCUGCGCGUCACGGAGUACCAGCAAGAGGAAGCGAGCGCAGCGGUGCAAGAAACCGCGCCAGCUAACCGCAGCAAAAAGCGGGCCAAGGGAAGGCCACGAGCACGCCAAGGCGAGCACGGCAUCGGGAACGAGCAGGGAACAACGCAACGAGCUGGAGAAGCAAGCCGUAACAAUGAUCGGUGGCUGGCUGAGGGAGAAGGCAAAGGAGGCGACUACACCGGCUCCGCAACCUUUGCAACCGGCCCCAACCACCGCAGCAGCUGCACAAGCGCCGACACUGUGGAAGCCACGGCUCCCGCUAACGACGGCGCCGAAGAACGCGCAACCUGUCCACUCUCCGAGUCAACCGACGAAGAGCUGAUGGACAGCAGAACAACGAGGAAGCGUGCACGAGAGGCCAGCAACGAAGAUGCACCCGCAGGACCGCCCGCCGCGCCCCACACGCCCGAAAUCACCACGGGCGUCACCAGCACUGUGCACGCCACCGCCACGCAAGGGACAUCGGCAAACACGCAGCGGCUUCUCCACCUCAGCCGGAGCAGCGCAAAAAGCAAAAGCCAAGAAGCAAGCAGCGGCAGCAGUUCCGCAACUCCACAGCUACAACGACAGAGGCCCUGA
Molecule: messenger RNA, 672 nt
Organism: Rhipicephalus sanguineus (brown dog tick)
Lineage: Eukaryota; Metazoa; Arthropoda; Arachnida; Ixodida; Ixodidae
Exons: 2
Coding region: 1-672 (223 amino acids)
Source: RefSeq, a predicted model, not a curated record